This is a messenger RNA of Uloborus diversus, 5719 nucleotides long. It is a transcript of the gene mbt, whose product is annotated as serine/threonine-protein kinase PAK mbt-like. Gene Ontology annotation, cellular component: cytoplasm. Gene Ontology annotation, molecular function: protein serine/threonine kinase activity; ATP binding. The transcript has 10 exons. Gene Ontology annotation, biological process: intracellular signal transduction; regulation of MAPK cascade; protein phosphorylation. The coding region runs from base 19 to 1965 and encodes 648 amino acids. The record is from RefSeq and is a predicted model, not a curated record. Lineage: Eukaryota; Metazoa; Arthropoda; Arachnida; Araneae; Uloboridae.
UGGAUAUACCUUUUCAGGAUGCUCAGCGAUGGGGGAAUGCCUGUCUGCGUUUCAUAUCAUACAAUGUUUGCAAAAAAGAAAAAGAAGCCCAUUAUAUCUGCACCCACAAAUUUUGAGCAUCGUGUACACACUGGUUAUGACAGGAAAGAAGGCAAGUUUGUUGGUCUGCCUCCUCAGUGGGCAAGCCUUAUACAACCACAAUCAAACCGUCCAAAGCCUAUUAUUGAUCCGUCACAGAUCACGCCCAUAGAGAUGAUGGACAUCAAAUCACAUACUAUUGUUCGGGGUAGCUAUGGCGGUAGUUGCAAUACAAUGCAUCGCAAUGGUCCUGUAUCUGUGACUCGGUCUAAUUCCUUAAGAAAAGAAAGCCCACCGCAAAUCAGACGAGACUAUUUGAGUCGACUCCCACCACCUGUCCCUGAAGAUGAGGUGCAUCACAACGGUCCUCAUCCCCCACCAGGUGGCCCUCCAGUUUACCAAGGACAUUAUCCUUACCACGGACACCAGCACAUGCCUCAUCCACAUGCCCCAAGCAGGGGACAUGUUCAUCAUCCGGGCUAUAGGAAUGAAGCAAGAAGGGAUGCAUCUCCGUAUGGUCAAGAAAGAGUGCCAAAAGGUGGGGGACCUCCCCCGUUUGACUCUAUUAACGAUCAUUCUCAGCCUCAUGUCAGGGAUGGUGAAUUCGACCAUGAGCAAAACUAUCAUAUGGAAGUCCCUUCAAAAGUGCCUCCUGCCCCUCCUCCUCACCAUAAUCAACCAAGUCAUGCUGGUCAGCACACAAAUGCUUCCAAUCAUCGCCCGCCAGUUUCAAACGGCAAUCUUCCUGUGCCUCCAAAAUAUUACAAUGACAAUAAUUCUGUCAAUCAACAACCUUAUCCUCAGAACAAUAACAAUCAGUUUGAUCGUACAAACUCAUCAUCUAACAAACCACCUCGUCCUCAGUUUCCUCCAAAUCAGCCACCAAAAGAACCUGCUGUUGUUCCUCCAGAGCCAAAAGAAAAUAAAGAUAUUCCUAAACCAGAUGUGCAACCAUCCAAUAAACCAACAACUGGUCAGAAUCACUUAGAGCAGCAGAGGUUGUCUCAUGAACAAUUUCGUGCCGCUUUACAAAUGGUGGUUAGUGCUGGGGACCCUCGAGAGAACUUGGAAAAUUUCAUCAAAAUUGGGGAAGGAUCAACUGGUAUCGUUUGCAUUGCCUCUGAAAAAUCUACAGGGAGACAAGUGGCAGUGAAGAAAAUGGACUUGCAUAAACAACAAAGAAGGGAACUACUUUUUAAUGAGGUGGUCAUCAUGCGAGAUUAUCAUCAUCCAAACAUUGUGGAAAUGUUUGACAGCUUCUUAGUUGGUGAUGAACUAUGGGUCGUAAUGGAAUUCUUAGAAGGUGGUGCCUUAACAGAUAUUGUUACUCAUUCUAGAAUGGAUGAAGAGCAGAUUGCAACAGUUUGCAAGCAGUGUCUUAAAGCUUUGGCGUUUUUACAUUCUCAAGGUGUUAUUCAUAGAGACAUUAAAAGUGAUUCUAUUUUGCUUGCCAAUGAUGGGAGGGUCAAGUUGUCUGAUUUUGGAUUUUGUGCUCAAGUUUCAAAUGAACUUCCUAAUCGAAAGUCUCUCGUUGGUACCCCAUAUUGGAUGGCUCCAGAAGUUAUUUCUCGUCUUCCCUAUGGUCCUGAAGUUGAUAUCUGGUCCAUGGGAAUUAUGGUUAUUGAAAUGGUUGAUGGAGAGCCGCCUUUCUUCAAUGAGCCACCUCUUCAAGCUAUGAGAAGGAUAAGAGAUAUGCCCCCUCCAAAAUUAAAGAACACACAUAAGGUUUCUCCUCGUUUGCAAGGAUUUUUGGAAAAAAUGUUGGUCCGCGAUCCCUCUCAAAGAGCUACUGCUUGUGAGCUGCUGCAGCAUCCUUUCUUGAUGCAAGCCGGUGCCCCUAGCCUCCUUGUGCCAUUGAUGAGAAGCUUUCGGCACAGUCCAUGCUAACAGUUAAAAUUAUUUCUGCUUUGUGUUUUUAAUAUAAAAAGACGGCAAUACAUUUUUAUAUUUGCUGUUGAUUUUACAUCUUGUAGCUUGACCUCAUGAAAGUUUGCAAUUAGAAUUGCAAGCUAAUGCAAGUUUUUAGUGAUAAAUAUAUUUUUAUAAGCAAUCUGCGUAAUGGCCCUUUUGUGCCAUGUUGUUGUAAAUAUUUUGUGAUGUUUAUCAAGAAAACUACACUAAGUGCUUGUUGAUUUGUUAGCAUAUAAUUAAUGUUGUCAUGAUAGGACUAUAUCUGCACUUCAAGAGAUCUGAUUGAAGAUGUUAAAUCUGUUGUUAACUUUUUUAAAAUCAUAAUCAUGUGCAAAGAGUGGCAUUUUAUUACAUUCCUUAUGUGUGUAUGUAUAAUUAGUUUGUUUUAAUUAGCUUGCUAUUUUAAACACAUACCAAGUUUUCUAUUUUCAAUAUAUAUGUGCGUUAUGGAUGCUAAAUCAAAAUCAUCAUUUAACACCAAUAUUUUUUUCAUUGUAAAAAUAUUAUCAUCACAUAUCUUUGUUUUGUUGUCAAACUUACACAUUAUAUUGCACGCAAUCUUCAAAUGAAAAUACUGUAAAGUAUAAUAUCAAAGGUAGAACUUACAAAAUGUGUUUUAAAAGAGAUUUUGAAUAGUAAACAAAUUGUUGUUAACAUAUAUACUGUACAUUUUAUUUUUUAAAAACUGUAUAUAGUCUAAUCAGAAUAGUAAUCAAUCAUUCAUGUGAAAAUUAUUCCAUCCAAAUCGUGGAAAUUCCGUCCUGCAUUUUUUAUUCUUGCUUUCUUGUAUAGAAUUAACCAUAUUGUUAUUUUUGUAAAUAAUUUGUGGCAGCAAAAGCAUUUUUAAAAAAUAUAUAUAUACACAUCAACUCUUCUGUUGGGAGCUGAGAUGCAAUACUUGCAGCUAUUUUUUAAAGCAGCUAAAUAAGAAUAUAGCUUCAUAGAGUAACAUAUUUUAUUCCUUGCUUUUAGGAACUCUACUGAAUAAUGCUUUCUUUUUUUUUUUUUUUUUUUUUUUUUUUUUUUUUUUUUUUUUGUAGCAGCAGUUUCCAAACGUUUUUCCUUUUGCAAUCCUGUAUUAUGUUUUGUGCUAUAAAUACCACUUGCCCCUCCCACAUUACCAAUCUUACGUAUUCUGUUGUCAAUUCCAACAAAACUGUUCUUGAUAAAUUUUCUUUUCAAUCAGAUAGAAUGAACAAUGACAUGCAAAUCACUUCCCAUACAUUCUAAACAUUCAAUAAAUAACCUGAAGUAGUAAUGGAGUGUUUAAGUUUGAGAAUUUUUACUAUUCUUUUGAGAAAGUGCUUUUUAGAUUGCAAAUAGGGUACUUCAUGUACCAUGAAGUACCUCAUGUACAAAUACAAUCAAAGUAGUAAUCCAACACUAAUCCAUCCAAAUAGUGAAACUUUCAUCCUAUAUUAUUGCUCUUAUUCUUUUGUAUAGAUUAAGUAAAUAGGUUUUAUUUUUGUAAAUAUUUGAUUAAACAAGCAGCAUUUUUUAAUGAUGUACAUUAGAAACUUAAUACAAUGCUUGCAACUUUUUUUUCUUUAAUUAGCUUAAUAGCAAUAGACAUUAAAACCUGUAAGGUUUUAUGUGGUAACCUCUGCACCCUGCUUUUGAAAAUUAUUUGGCUGCCUUUAUAAUAUUGUAUACCUUAAAUGUUCUCGAACUUUUUGUCGUUAUCACGCAUAUUGAAAAAUCUUUCCCUGUUGCAUUUUCUUUUCAAUCAAAUAGAUUCAACAAGAAUCCACAAAUCACAGUUCCCAUACAUUCUACGCAUUAUUUAAUCUAUCUGAAAAGAGAUUAAAAAUAAAGUUAGAAAAUUUUGAUUGUUCUUGAGGGAAAGUGUCUUUUUAUAUUGUUAAUAAGACUUUAAUAAAAUAAUUUCUAUCUAAAUACCCCUACUACUUGAUUUUGUACUAUAUUCCUUAUUUCCCCUGCACAACACACUACAUACUUAUAGGAACAGUUGUUCUACAUUUUCAUGUUUAAUAGAAUUAUUACUAAACUAAUUUUUUGAGCAUAAGAAUGAUUUUCUUUUAUUAAUGUCACGGAAAAGUCAUAACUAUGAAAAUAAAUUAUGAAUUUCAUUAAAAAUACAUAAAACCUUGCAUAGCUGGUUAUGCAUAUUUUAAAUUAUUUUUUACUUUUAUGUUUCACAACUUUUUCCGCAUGUUAUAUUGCUUGUGAUGUUGCAAAUUUCCACAAUAAGUAAACAAAAUUCUAAUUAUCUCUAUUUCAUGUAUAUUUUCGAUUUUUUUUAAAUAUUUUGCGUAGGAGUGAAAUGUAAAAUAAUGUGUUGCAAGUUAAGUGUUAAAACUCAAGGUUUUUAUUCUUGAAGAAUUGCAUGUGGAGAAAGUUGUUAAAUAUUUAAUCUUUUAAUGACUAAAGCAUUAAGCUUUUUUUUUUUUUUUUUUUAAUGUCUUAACUUUUGAAACUAUAAGUUUAUCACUUGUAAACUAAUUAUAUAGCCUGAAACCCCCAUUACUACCUAAAUGAAAUUCGGCAAUGUAUCCAAAUAUUUAAAAUUUAAACUGAACCAAAAUGACUUUUGUUUCACAGGUAUAAUAGCUUUGCAUUUAUGUACCUUUUUGUCUGUAUUUUUUAUUUUAUUGGUUGAUUAAAAAAAUCAAAUAUACAUUCAGAAUUUUUUCAUAAAGGUAUUGCUACUGUUUACAUCACAUUCUUUUCUUUGCAUUUUUAUUUUGAAUUUAUUAUGUAAUAUAUUAUUCUAUCUUUCUUUUGAAAAUCUAUGAGUAUGAUUUAAUUCAUUUUUAAUACUUUACUUUCAGUUUUUUUUUUUUUUUUUUUCUUCCACUUUGAUUUUGAAUUAUUCUGCUGCUUAGAGUUUUCACUCUAUUACCAUUCCAUUUCUUCUCCUCAUACAUUCCAUUUGAAAUUUUGAAACUGCUUUUUUGUGCACUGUGAAUUUAUUUAUUAAAAUUCAAUUCAAGUGUUAUAUUAGUUGAUCAUAUUAAACUUGAAAUAUGCUUUUGUACAUAUUGUUUUCAAGUUUCAACCCCCUCUUAUUUUAACUUUUGUUUUUUUUAAUUGGAAUAUUUUCAAGGCAAUUUUAACUUAUUAAGCAGUAAGUUACAUCUGCCUCUAGCUCGCUCUAUUCCCUAUUCCACACUAAUGAGCUCAGGACGAAACUGCAGUCUCUGGUUGGGAUAACUAGGCUGUCGGUAUAUUUCAUGUAAUUUUAACUUAUAACUCUUGUUAAAGUUUCUUUCCUUCAUGUACAAAGCUUUGACUAAUAGUUUUUAAAGUGUGUAUAUUACUUUCCUCAAUCUUUUUCUUCGAAUUAUCUACCUGAGUUAAAAUUAUUUACAAGACGUAGUAGAAAUUUUAAUAGGACAUUGGAAUUUCAUUUUCCAAAAUCAUACAUGAAUUACGCUCUUCUCCUUGCACUAUUUUUUUUAUUUUCAAUACAUUCUUUCUUUUAUUGCUAUUUUAUUAGAUCUUGAUAAUCUUAAUUACAGUUUAAUUGAAAUGCUAUUCUUUUUGACAAAAGUUUAUUUCUUGUUGCCUUGUUUGUAAAAAAAGUUUUGAAAAUAUGUAAAUUUCAUUUAUAACUUUUGAAUAAUUGUAUAUUUACAUAUCUGAUGUUACCUCAGCAAUAAUAAUUUCAAAAUUUUCUAAUGAUAUCUUGCAAGAUAGUCAUUAUGAUACAGUGUGUUGAUGAUUUUUUUGUAAUCUUAUAUAAUAAAUAUUGAAAUGUUUUGCCUUG